This is a messenger RNA of Melopsittacus undulatus (budgerigar), 1808 nucleotides long. RefSeq names its product ectonucleoside triphosphate diphosphohydrolase 8. The coding region runs from base 69 to 1646 and encodes 525 amino acids. Gene Ontology annotation, molecular function: hydrolase activity. NCBI's taxonomy places the organism in Eukaryota, Metazoa, Chordata, Aves, Psittaciformes, Psittaculidae. The transcript has 10 exons. The record is from RefSeq and is a predicted model, not a curated record. Gene Ontology annotation, cellular component: plasma membrane.
ACAAGGGGAGCCGGGAGGAGCCGGGGAGGGGCUGGGGCUGCCCCCGCAGAGACCGUCCCGGCUGCGGGAUGCAGAGCGCCGCUCUCAGGGCGCUGGGCUGCGGCUCGGUGGCUCUGCUGGGAGCGCUGGCGGCGGCCGCCUUGCUCCUGGUCCUGACUCCGGCGAAGGACGCUGCCCUUCCUGCCAGGAACAAAUACGGGCUGGUGUUUGACGCCGGCUCCACGCAUACGGCUCUCUACAUCUACCGGUGGCGUGCGGACAAGGAGAACGGCACCGGCAUCGUGUCCCAGGUGGAGACGUGCACUGCAGCCGGACCCGGCAUCUCCAGCUAUGCAGAUGACCCUGCCGGGGCCGGAGCCAGCCUGAAGCCCUGCCUGGACAAGGCCAUGGAGAUCAUCCCGGCAGAGCAGCAGCAGGAGACCCCCACCUACCUGGGGGCCACAGCAGGCAUGCGGCUGCUGAGGGAGCAGAACAGCACCAAGGCCCAGCAGGUGUUUGCCGAGGUGGCCAAGACCAUUGGCGAGUACCCGGUGGAGUUCCGUGGAGCUCAGGUCCUGACGGGGAAUGAGGAGGGCUCCUUUGGCUGGAUCAGCGUCAACUUCCUGCUGGAGACACUCAUCAAGUGCUCCCUCACAGGCACAUGGAUCCAUCCGCCUGCAGAGGAUGUGGUCGGAGCUUUGGACCUUGGUGGGGCUUCAACCCAGAUCACGUUCCUUCCUGGGACCCCCAUAGAAGAGAGCAGCACAGGAGCCCUCCUCAGGCUGUACGGGGCCAACUACUCCAUCUACACCCACAGCUACCUCUGCUAUGGGGAAAAGCAAGCCCUGAAGAUGCUGGUGGCUUCCUUACACCAGGGCCACCAUGGCAGGAGGCAGUCCCAGGGGUGUCCCAACAUCCAAGAACAGGACUGUAUUGAGAUGGAGGCCAGCCCGUCCACUGCCCAGAUCUCACACCCCUGCUACCCCAGGGGGUACCAGGAGAACAUCACCACGGCAGAGCUCUACGACAGCCCCUGUGUGCGCGCCCCGAGCAGCCCCAGCGCCGUGCAGCUCCUCAGGGUGAUGGGGACAGGGGAGCCAGCAGCGUGCAGCGCCGCCAUCCAGCAGCUCUUCAACCUCAGCUGCGGGGCCAACAGCACGUGCGGGUUCAACGGGGUCUAUCAGCCACCCGUGCGGGGACAGUUCUUCGCCUUCUCAGGGCUUUACCACAGCCUUCACCUCCUGAACCUGACAGGAGGGCAGCCCCUGAGCUUGGUCAAUGCCACCAUCGGGCAGUUCUGCACCAGCACCUGGGAGAAGGUGCAGCAGGAGUUCCCCACCGUGAGCAGGAUCCAGCUCCGUGAUGCUUGUGCAGCCAGCACCUAUGCCCUCACCCUGCUCCUGCAGGGCUUCAGAUUCAACCACACGACAUGGCUGAACAUCCGCUUUGCCCGGCAGGUCACUGGUGUAGACGUGGGCUGGACUCUGGGCUACAUGCUCAACCUCACCAAUAUGAUUCCCUCAGAGAUUCCCCAGAGCGUCGUUGGGCUCCAGAGAAGCAAUUGGAUAGCAGCCACGGUUCUACUGGCCACCAUGCUCAUCCUCACCUUCUGCUUGCUCACACUCACGUGCUGCCGGAAGAGCUCCUCUGCUUAUGUCAGUCUCUAGCAGCACUGGCCCCAGGGGUAGCCCAAGCACUUGGUCCUGCUGCUGCACUUGUGUGAGGAGCUGCAGACCAGGGAAUGCCCCCUGUGUCCAGGGGCUGUGAACUGGUAACGUGGGUACCUGCGUCCUGCCUGGUGAGCUGGAAGUGGCACAAGCUUUAAAAUC